Messenger RNA from Saccostrea echinata, 600 nucleotides. RefSeq lists its product as uncharacterized. The record is from RefSeq and is a predicted model, not a curated record. Lineage: Eukaryota; Metazoa; Mollusca; Bivalvia; Ostreida; Ostreidae. The transcript is spliced from 2 exons. Bases 1 to 600 code for a protein of 199 amino acids.
AUGCCAGACAAGGCCCCCGACAAUUUAAGUAAGGAAGAGAGAUCCGCCUUACAAUCAUUAAAGAAUCGGGAUGACAUCGUGAUCAAGAAAGCAGACAAAGGCUCUACAGUAGUAGUACUUGACAAAGAGACGUACAUGGCGGAGGCCCAUAGACAACUCUCAGACGAACGUUUCUAUAAGAAACUUGACUCUGACCCUACUAAAGAAUUCUCCACCGCUAUCACCAAAACUCUAGAUGAAAUGUUUGAAAAUAACGAGAUUGGUAUAAACGUCUAUGAGACACUCAAUCCUAUUGACUGUAGACCAGGACAAUUUUACCUGCUUCCUAAGAUACAUAAAGAAGGCAUGCCAGGUCGCCCCAUAGUUAGUGCAAUCAGACAUCCCACGGAGAAAAUUUCUGAAUUCAUUGAUUUGCAUCUCCGUCCACAUGUAGAAAAUUUGCCAUCCUAUCUCAAGGACACCACAGACUAUAUCAACAAGACGCCCUCGACUGGUCUUCCAGAUCAUACCCUUCUCGUGACUAUGGACGUUACAUCUUUGUACACUAACAUUCCGCACGAUGAGGGUAUCGAGGCCUGUAGAGAAGUCUGGGACAGUUAA